Molecule: messenger RNA, 3628 nt
Organism: Hylaeus volcanicus
Lineage: Eukaryota; Metazoa; Arthropoda; Insecta; Hymenoptera; Colletidae
Gene: Stt3A
Product: dolichyl-diphosphooligosaccharide--protein glycosyltransferase subunit STT3A
Exons: 12
Coding region: 293-2410 (705 amino acids)
Biological process (GO): post-translational protein modification
Cellular component (GO): membrane
Molecular function (GO): dolichyl-diphosphooligosaccharide-protein glycotransferase activity
Source: RefSeq, a predicted model, not a curated record
GGUUCCGCACCUUUUUUUUCUUUCGAGUCGUGAUGUUUCCGAGGUAGUAAUAAUUUAAAUGACACCGUUAUUUUAUUACUUUUCUUGCAUUGUUGUAAAAUUCGUAAAUUCGUAAGUUCACAUUACGGUUCAUGUAAUAUUUACAAAACUACAUAAAUGUACAAUGCGGAACGUAAAAAUACGUAACUCAAAAUACGCAUAUGUCGCCGGCCGGUAAUUUUGUGUACGUGAUAAGUUGAAGAAAACGGAGGUGUUUAAUUAUUUAUAAGUCGUAUCUAAUAGCCUAAUCGAUAUGGCUGCAUUGAUGAAAACAAGAGGUUUGCGAAUGUCUGCACAGAAGCAGGAAACACUUUUAAAGUUGACUGUGUUAUCUCUUGCAGCAAUUUUAUCAUUUGCAACAAGAUUAUUUUCAGUCCUAAGGUUCGAGAAUGUUAUUCAUGAAUUCGAUCCAUAUUUCAAUUAUCGCACAACGAAGUAUUUAGCUGAAAAUGGAUUCUACAGUUUCCACAAUUGGUUCGAUGAUCGUGUUUGGUAUCCUCUUGGUAGGAUAAUCGGAGGAACAAUAUAUCCAGGUUUGAUGAUAACAUCAGCAGCGUUAUACCGUCUUUCAUGGCUACUAAAUAUUACUUUAGAUAUACGUACUAUUUGUGUCUUCCUUGCUCCAUUAUUUUCUAGUUUGACAGCAAUCAUUACUUAUUUGCUCACUAAAGAGCUAAAGGAUUCCGCAUCAGGACUGUUUGCAGCUGCGAUGAUAGCAAUUGUUCCUGGUUAUAUAUCACGAUCGGUGGCAGGGUCAUAUGAUAACGAGGGCAUAGCUAUUUUUUGUAUGCUAUUUACAUAUUAUAUGUGGAUUAAAGCAGUGAAAACAGGAGCAAUUUGUUGGGCAACAUGUGCUGCUCUUGCAUAUUUUUACAUGGUGUCUUCUUGGGGUGGUUACGUUUUCUUGAUUAAUUUGAUUCCUUUACAUGUGCUAACGUUAAUGGUCACUGGCAGAUUUUCACACAGGAUAUACACAGCAUACAGUAUUCUAUACUGCUUAGGAACAAUUCUCUCUAUGCAGAUAUCAUUUGUUGGUUUCCAACCUGUUCAAAGUUCUGAGCACAUUCUUGCAUUGGGGGUGUUCGGACUCUGUCAGAUACACGCCUUAGUUGAUUAUUUGCGUAAUAAACUGUCGCAAGAUGACUUUGAAGUACUGUUUCGUGGUCUUGUUGUUUCUGUAAUUAGUAUUUCAUUUAUCUUAGGAGUCAUUUUAACCAUUACAGGAAAAAUAUCACCUUGGACUGGACGCUUUUAUUCGCUUUUGGAUCCAUCCUACGCAAAAAAUCACAUACCAAUAAUUGCUUCUGUUUCUGAACAUCAACCAACAUCAUGGAGCUCUUUUUAUUUUGAUCUUCAAAUCUUAGUGUUUCUGUUUCCUUCGGGAUUAUACUUUUGUUUCUCGAAGUUAACGGAUUCUAAUAUUUUCCUUAUUUUGUACGGAGUCACGAGUUUAUACUUUGCCGGCGUAAUGGUCCGUCUAAUGUUAGUUCUUGCUCCUGUAAUGUGUAUUUUGGGCGGAAUUGGAGCCUCAUCUUUGCUUCUUACUUACAUGAAGCAACUAGAAAGUGGAAAAAUUAGCGAUAAGAAGUCUAAAAAGUUUGAAAGUAAUUAUAUACUUCGAAGCGAGAUUGCUACGCUUUUUAUAACGGUGAUGUGUAUUCUCUUCUUUUCGUAUACUAUUCAUUGUACGUGGGUUACAGCAGAAGCCUAUAGUUCACCUAGUAUCGUAUUAUCCGCACGUUCUCCGGACGGUGGACGAAUGAUCUUCGAUGAUUUCAGAGAAGCAUAUUAUUGGCUACGCAUGAAUACACCAGAAAAUGCCAAGGUAAUGUCUUGGUGGGAUUAUGGAUACCAAAUUACAGCGAUGGCGAAUCGUACAAUUUUAGUAGACAAUAAUACAUGGAACAAUACUCACAUAUCAAGAGUCGGCCAAGCAAUGGCGAGUUCCGAGGAAAAAGCUUACGAAAUAAUGAGAGAGCUAGACGUGAAUUAUGUUCUUGUAAUUUUUGGAGGACUCACAGGCUACUCGUCGGAUGACAUAAAUAAGUUCCUAUGGAUGGUACGGAUCGGCGGAAGUACUGAGAAAGGCAAAUCUAUUACGGAAUGGGAUUACUAUAAUUCCGCAGGAGAGUUUCGGGUCGACAAAGACGGUUCUCCAAUUUUGCUCAAUUGUCUUAUGUAUAAAAUGUGCUAUUACAGAUUUGGGCAAGUUUAUACCGAAGGUGGCAAACCUUCCGGAUACGACAGAGUUAGGAAUAUGGAGAUUGGUAACAAAGAUUUCGAGCUAGAUAUGUUAGAAGAAGCUUACACCACGGAGCACUGGCUAGUACGAAUUUAUAAAGUGAAGGAUUUGAGAAAUAGAGGAAUUUGAAAGUAUAUGGAUUAAUAAGAAAAGGGAGUAGUGCUAUCGAAACUUUGUAAACUAGUUCAUAAUCUCGCUCAUUUAUAAGUUUUAUAAUUGUUUAUGAGAUAUUAAUGUGGCACUAAAUACAGAAUAACAUAUUUCCAUAAACAGCGGCGUAUUCGAAACUUUGAUAAAAAACAUGCUCGAACCUCAUUGUAAACAUUAAUUUAGCGAACGUAAUUAUUGAUUUAUAGAAUUCAGUUCUGGGAGUCGUCUGUAUAUUCAUCGAUAACAUCAAACGACGUAUUUAUUUUAAUAUUGGCCACAACAAUAUACCGCAAAGAAUAUUUGAAGUACAGUAUAGUUUUUUAUGCCGAACACUCUUAGAAAAGCAUUUAUUUUAAGAAUAAAAUUAGUAAACAUACUCUGUGUUCAAAGGUUGAUAGUGAUUAAUAGACUGCGGAUCUUCGGGCAAAAUAAAAUCUUUGCAAACGUACCUACAAAAGAAAAAAUAUUCGAAGUCUGUUAAAAAUUGAACUUACAUAAAAAUUCUUGUUACCCUGCAAAUAUUAUAAUACUAUAAUAAUAUAAUAAUAGUUUACUUUCAAUAUUUUGUUUAUAUUAUUGCAUACUGUGUACAUUUUGUAGCUUCUUGCAUAUUCAAAUUUCCUAUAAAUGCAUAAAAAUCCGCAGUUUAGUGAUUAAUAUUCAUAAUUUCUUCCUAUAUAAAUACAUACAGAGAAUCUUUUUAAUUUUCAAAUGUAUAAAGACUUUUUUUUUACAUAUUUUUCUUACAUUUUGAUAAUUAAAGAUUUAAUCUAUAAUAAGACAGUAAUCGUUUAGCUAGGAAACAAAUUCGAUCUAAAGAUCAGUUUAUAUCAUAACCAAAACAAUAAAGCUCGAAAACGUUUACCCAUUUCAACAGCAUUAUAUCAUGUAAUAUAAUGCUAAUUACCUUCAAAAAUCAUUACUGCAUAGAAGUAAUAUGUAUCGACACGCCAUUCGUAUGUUUUACGAAUGCAUGCUAUACCACGUGUUACUUAAAGGUGUAACGAAUAUCAGUUUCUGUUUUUUACAAACUUGUAUGGACGUGUAUGAUUCCCGGUGAAUGUGAAAAAAUAAAUGUAAACGGACAGCAUUAGAUUUUAUACAUAUAUUUGACUUGAUAUAUUUAACAGAUUGUAAAACCCUUAAAUCUUAAGGAUUAAGAAACGCUCGAACAAUAAAUGUCUUUUAUUUCAGAAA